This is a messenger RNA of Marmota flaviventris (yellow-bellied marmot), 3245 nucleotides long. It is a transcript of the gene Rhpn2, whose product is annotated as rhophilin Rho GTPase binding protein 2. Lineage: Eukaryota; Metazoa; Chordata; Mammalia; Rodentia; Sciuridae. Gene Ontology annotation, biological process: signal transduction; negative regulation of stress fiber assembly. The record is from RefSeq and is a predicted model, not a curated record. Gene Ontology annotation, molecular function: protein binding.
UCCACCGUCCGCGCUCGCGCCGCCACCAUGACCCACGCGCUGAUGCCUGCGGCCCCCCAGCCGCUGGAGAAGGAGAACGAUGACUACUUUCGAAAGGGCUGUAAUCCCCUUGCACAAACUGGUCGAAGCAAACUACAGAAUCAAAGGGCAGCUUUGAAUCAGCAGAUCCUGAAGGCUGUACGGAUGCGGACAGGAGCGGAAAACCUUCUGAAAGUAGCCACGAACCAGAAGGUGCGAGAGCAGGUACGCCUGGAGCUGAGUUUCGUCAACUCGGACCUGCAGAUGCUCAAGGAGGAGCUGGAGGGGCUCAACAUCUCAGUGGGAGUGUAUCAGAGCACAGAGGAGGCGUUUAUGAUCCCUCUGAUUCCUCUUGGCCUGAAGGAAACCAAAGACGUCGACUUUUCAGUCGUCCUCAAGGAUUUUAUCCUGGAACAUUACAGUGAAGAUGGCUAUUUAUAUGAAGAUGAAAUUGCAGAUCUUAUGGAUCUGAGACAGGCUUGCAGGACACCCAGCCGGGAUACGGCAGGUGUUGAACUAUUGAUGUCAUACUUCAUCCAGCUGGGAUUUGUGGAGAGUAGAUUCUUCCCGCAUACUCGCCAGAUGGGGCUCUUGUUUACCUGGUAUGACUCCCUCACCGGGGUCCCAGUCAGCCAGCAGAACUUGCUGCUGGAGAAGGCCAGCAUUCUGUUUAACAUCGGAGCCCUCUACACCCAGAUUGGGACCCGGAGCAAUCGGCAGACGCAAGCUGGACUGGAGAAUGCUGUGGACGCCUUCCAGAGAGCUGCAGGUGUAUUAAGCUACCUGAAAGAGACAUUCACGCAUACUCCCAGUUAUGACAUGAGCCCCGCCAUGCUCAGUGUGCUGGUCAAAAUGAUGCUUGCACAAGCCCAAGAAAGUGUGUUUGAGAAAAUCAGCCUUCCCGGGAUCCAGAACGAAUUCUUCAUGCUGGUUAAGGUGGCUCAGGAGGCUGCCAAGGUGGGAGAGGUCUACCAGCACCUGCAUUCAGCCAUGAGCCAGGCGCCAGUGAAAGAGAACAUUCCCUACUCCUGGGCCAGCUUGGCCUGUGUGAAGGCCCACCACUACAGGGCCCUGGCCCACUACUUUGUCGCCACCCUCCUUAUCGACCACCAGUUGAAGCCAGGCGCAGAUGAGGACCACCAGGAGAAGUGCCUGUCCCAGCUCUAUAACCACAUGCCAGAGGGCUUGACACCUUUGGCCACACUGAAAAAUGAUCAUCAGCGCCGACAGCUGGGAAAAUGCCAUCUGCGCAGAGCUGUCACUCACCACAAGGAGUCUGUGAGGGAGGCCAGUCUGUGCAAGAAGCUCCGUGACAUCCAGGUACUUCAGGAGGUGCUGUCUGCCGCACAUCAGCGCUCUCGGCUCAAGUACAGUCAGUACCAAGAGGACGAUGAUCUUCUGAACUUGAUCGAUGCUCCUGAUAUUGUUUCUAAAACUGAGCAAGAGGUUGAAAUCAUAUUGCCCCAGUUCUCCAAGGUGACAACAACAGACUUCUUCCAGAAGCUGGGCCCCCUGUCUGUGUUUUCUGCUAACAAGAGGUGGACACCUCCCCGAAGCAUUCACUUUACAGCGGAAAAAGGGGAAGUGGGGUUCACCUUGCGAGGAAAUGCUCCAGUUCAGGUCUACUUCCUGGAUCCUUCCUGCUCUGCUGCGCUGGCAGGAGCCAGGGAAGGAGAUUAUAUUGUUUCCAUUCAAGGCGUUGAUUGCAAGUGGCUGACGGUGAGCGAGGUUAUAAAACUGCUGAAAAGCUUUGGUGAGGAGGAGAUUGAGAUGAAGGUGGUAAGCCUCCUGGACUCUGCAUCCUCCAUGCAUAAUAAGAGUGCCACGUACUCUGUGGGAAUGCAGAAAACGUAUUCCAUGAUCUGCUUAGCCAUAGAGGAUGAUGAUAAAAGUGAUAAAACCAAGAAAGUCUCGAAAAAGCUUUCCUUUUUGAGUUGGGGCACCAAUAAGAACAGACAGAAGUCGGCCAGCACCUUGUGCCUCCCUGCAGUUGGGGUGGCAAGACCUCACAUCAAGAAGAAGUUCCCCACUCCUUUCAGCCUGCUCAACACUGAUAGCUCUUUAUACUAAUGGGAGGAAACAGAAAUGUUCAGGCCCCAAAUGUUUCUAGGGCUAACUAGGCCUUAAAAUUUGUGCCAUAUGGAAAAUAUCCAAAUAUGCUCAAAUCCCAUUUUGUCACAGUGUAAACUUGUAUUUGACAUGCUUUUAAGAAAGUAACAAGAAACCUCUAGAAAUUUGUGGAAAAUAUGCUUAUUUGAGGAAUGUCACUAUAUUGCUGCAAGAUAUUUAUUCUAUAAAAUAUUGUAAAUAGAAUAGUAUGGAUAUUAUGGCUGUUUUCAGUGGUUACAGUUAUAAAUUUCAGGCGCUGAGUUAAAUUGGGGUUUCCUAUAAAAAUAGAACUAUUUGUAAGUGUUAAAGUUUGGAUAAUACUCAUUCCUUAACCUAGAGUUCAGAGGACCCUUGAGUUAAGGCAGGUCGGAGGACUGUGACAGAAUGAAAUUUGUUACUAGAAACUGCUCCAAAGAACUGCUUCCUCAUGGGAACUUACUAACGUGAUAAGAUUUUACUAUUAUUUCUACAUAAUAUGAAUGCUAUUUCCAGAUAAAGUCUAGUGCCAAAUUUGUUUUGACUUUUUUUUUUUUUUUCUGCAGUCCUGGGGAUUGAACCCAACUCAGAGCCCUGGGUUAGCCCAGAACUGCUAAAAAUAAAACAUAAAAUAAAAUAAAAAUAAUUUAGGAGCACCUUUUCCUCUAGUCCGACCAUUUAUAAGUUGCUAACACAGUGGCAGUGUUAGAUGGAGAUGCUGUCUACAGGGUAGAUAAUAUACUGUUUGAUACUCAAAACUUUAUUUUUCGUUUUGUUUAAAGUAGAAAGUACAUAACUAUAUAUUUUUAGAGUCUUGGGUAAAAAAGUAGUUUUUAUAUUUUGUAAGGUAAAGAUGUAAAUGAUUCAGGUUUAAAGUUCUAUUUGACUUUUUAAAUGAACAUUCUUACCAAUUUGAUUUCUCUGGCUGUAACUUGGAUGACACUGUGACUCUAAUUAAAGAUUCAUGGUUGACAUACAAAUGACAUAGCUUUUAAAGUAUAGCUGAAAUUUAAUGUGAGAAUUAACAAGUAUUUUCUAUUGUGCAAUAUCUUUAAGGAAGCAACCACCUUUGGGAAAGUAUAUCUACUGCUAUUAGGGCCAUGUUUGUAUAAAUAUUUAAAUAAACACCUUCAUUUAUCUGA